Protopolystoma xenopodis is the source of this 1173-nucleotide messenger RNA. The record is from the annotation of a GenBank genome assembly. Lineage: Eukaryota; Metazoa; Platyhelminthes; Monogenea; Polystomatidea; Polystomatidae.
AAUACAUACACCCAAAUACCUCCUAAUCGUUACGUGUUUCCUGGAGCCGAGCUAACCCUUUUUGUGGACCCUGGCCUUUCCUUGGUUGAAUUUGUGACUAAUCAAAGUAGACUCCUUAAUAAUGACGACGAAGACGAUAAAGACGAUGAAGACACAUCUGAAUCUAGCUUUGACUCUAACUCGGAAACAGUUUCCGGCUGCGAUUUUUGUGCUGAUUCGGCUUCUCCCAUUCUUCCAAGAGACAAACAAAGUUGUCCAUCAAACAAUGUUUCACACUUAGAAACUAGCUCCUCUCGACCAAAGGAACUAAGUGUAGAGUUGGACGGUUCACGAGUUCCUGGUGGCAAAGUCGACAGUUUACACAUCGCUGCUUGUGAAGAGAUAAAUUUGGCUGAAGAAAGUAGUCAGCAUCCUCAGUAUCACUGCCGCCACCGUCAUCAUCACCGGCAAAACCAUAUUCAUAGUUCUUACCACGGUCACAGCCACAUACACAACAACCAAAAUAAUGGAACUGGGUUGCCAUCUCAGCAAGGUGAGGAUCUACCUCUGGAAAAUUCCGUCGCCAGGGUAAGAGCUGAGCGCAAGAUCCAAGCGCGCACUUCCAUUCCUUCAUUCCAUAAGGAUCAUGCGUUGCGACGAUUACUUCGGCGCUGUACUGCCGAUCCCAUGCUAGUUGCCUACCUUGAGCAGAAGCAGCGUGCAAGGGCUGCGCAAGCCGUCUAUAUGGCAAUGGCCGCUCGCAGACGGCAUGCUCGCCAGAUUCGUCUGCUCCAGGCCACCAGAGUAACUAGAUCAGCGCACAAGAAGGAUAUAAUCUCGGCCGACUCUAAAGUAGAUUCAGGAUCAAUUGAAGGCGAGGAUGACGCGAUGGGAAAUAGUAAAUCUGAAUCAUCAGUUAGAUCCUCCUCUUCCUCUCCAUCAUCCUCACUUGCUAGCGAUUCCGCUGAAGAGACCAACGACGAAGUUGAUGAAGAGCUGGAUCAAAUUCCUACAGCUGAAUUCUCACGAGACAGCAGUGGUGAUGAAGAAUCGGAAGAACCUGCCUCUAAAGCUGGACAGCCUGACGGGAAUACUGAACCACUCAAACUCUUAUGCUCUAGUUCAGAAGGGGUCCGACUUGAGACAGCCAGACCUGAGAACAAUUUAUCAGUCAAACGGUCUCGCAUUGAUUAG